GGGUCACGUGACGCGUCCACUGAACUCCAAGAUGGCGUCUGCUGUGCUACAACGUUAGCGAGACCAACGAAGCUCCCAGUAGUACUAAAUAAAACAAAACAAAACAAAACUUAGCGCUUCUGAUAUACAUAAAUAAAAAAACAUAUGUAGCUAAACAGGCGCGAGCCCUUUAAUGGUCUGAUUAAUAUCUUUUCGACAACUAGCGUGCUGCCUUUACGUGUGUGUGAGCCCGGUAGCUACCUGACUAUCGGUUGAAGUUGUAUUUAAUGUUGUUGGCAUGUCCGUAAACGUUUUACUUUUUCGUGGAUCGGCAUGGCAUUGAGAGAGCUGAAAGUUUGUCUUCUUGGGGAGACUGGUGUUGGAAAGUCAAGCAUUGUGUGGAGGUUUGUGGAAGACAGCUUUGACCCAAACAUUAAUCCAACUAUUGGGGCGUCCUUCAUGACAAAGACGGUUCAGUACCAGAAUGAACUGCACAAAUUCCUUAUCUGGGAUACAGCGGGACAAGAGAGGUUCCGAGCCUUGGCACCGAUGUACUACAGGGGCUCUGCUGCCGCCAUCAUCGUUUAUGACAUCACGAAAGAGGAGUCCUUUCAGACACUGAAGAACUGGGUGAAGGAGCUGCGGCAACAUGGCCCCCCCAACAUAGUCGUGGCCAUUGCUGGCAACAAAUGUGAUCUCGGUGAUGCCAGGGAAGUGACAGAGAAGGAUGCCAAGGAUUUUGCCGACUCCAUCCAUGCCAUCUUUGUGGAGACCAGUGCCAAGAAUGCAAUUAACAUUAAUGAGGUCUUCAGAGAGAUAAGUCAGAGAAUUCCUGUCACCGAUGCCAGCGGAGGGGCAGCAGGAAAGGGCUUCAAGUUGCGGCAACAGCCAUCUGACACACGCCGCAGCUGCUGCUGACCCCCCACACCUUUCCCAUCGCACCGCCGCCCCCCCCCCCCCCCCCCCCCCAGCUCCACCUCUCUGACACGGAAUGGAGAUCCCUGCCGGAUCCCUGUCAGGGAGCCCCUUCACCGCACUAUGCAUGUGUAUAUGGCCGUACGUUUGCUCCGGGUGGGGGUUGGGGGGGUCCUUUUGCCCCUCCCCUUAGAGAUGUGUGUUAAUAUUGAAUGUUUUUGGGCCUGUGGGGAGGACAGUUGGCAUCCGCACAGCAACGGUCAACCAGCUGAGCACAAACUUUCUUCGCCCGAUGUUGACACUCUCUGGAGCUCUGACAUAAGACCGCAUUACCGAUGCCCAUCCAAUCCCUGACACACAGCCGGUCCCUCACCCAGGUCUUUGAACCUCAUCAUUUUAAACGAGCUGCACGUUUCCAGCUGCUCGACUCUAACAGUGUGAGCAGACCUUUCAUGCUACAGAGCCUCCAAUCCUCGUCCCCCUUUUCCAAUUUCUGUUGGACUAGUAAUACUUGAGGAAAAACUAACACAAUCAGAUUUAAUCCUGCACUAUUCUCUUCAUAUCCCAUAAACCCAGCUUCUGGCUUCUGGCAUCAUAUGCCUGCAUUUGGCGUCAGCAGUCUCUCCACAUCAGCUACAGGCCUUGCACUGUUCGUUUUCCCUUCUCCUCAUACUCUUAGAUCAUUUUCAGCUUGUACAAGUUAGGCACAGUGUUGUCAAUUUGUAUUGCGCCGAAAUGUCCUGCUCUGAAAAACCAAAUCUUGGUCCAGUUUUGAUCCGGUCCUCACGAUGGACAAAAUAUCAAUUCUGUCUAUAACACCCUGCCUUCUGUGCAUUAUUACGUCAUAAGGCCGCGUUUAGCUGGUGGAUCCCUGGUUCCGGAAGGAACGCAGCAGAACUGUGAGGUUAUUUGUCAGUGUCCCCAUGUGGUCAAACGCCGAUGUGACGAAUCAGGGAGCUCGACACAGACAAUAGUAGAAAAAGUGCUGUGACUUUCGUAAAGGGAAUAUGACUGAACUAUUGAGACUGAUAAGACUGAAUUGUUCUGACCUUUUAUUUUAAAAACGCUUUUUUUUUUUACACAGUCUAAGUUAUCAGGUAUACCAGUUUGCUCUUUGCCAUCAGCUGUCAUGGUUUUUAAACUGCUGCACUUUAAAAGAAAACUGUCUUGGCAAAUUAGAUUGUACAUGGAAGGUUUGACAGAUGCGUCAUAGAGAAAUGAAGUGCUUGGUAAUCUUUCCAUACCUCUUCUCAGAGAAGCCUAUGCUUGGAGUUUUCUGGUUUGCGUCUUCGGAUCGUAACAAGUCUGGCUUGUAAGCAUGCUGACCAGACUCACAGGCUGCACAUAUAUAAUGUGAUCUCCCUUCCAAAUAUUUAAAGGUUUACCUUAUGUCAGCUUUAAUAGUCAGUAGAAAAGACCCUGGAAAUGAAUUAUCCUAUUGUGGCUAAGAAAGUAACCUUUUCCUCUUUUACAGUAUCCAUUUGAUCGGGAAUGUUUUUAAAAUGGCAUUUUAACUGUGUGCAUUUGGUAAUUUUACCCCUUAGAUCCCUUGCUGGGUUUUACUGCGAUUUUACUAGAGAAAGUAAUUUGGUGAGGUCCUGCCAAUGCUUUAAUUGUCCCAUAAAUGUUUUUAUCUUUCUUUCUUUUACAGAAUAAGUGUUGGCCCUCACAUCCAGCAAAUGUGGUUUUAUUAUCUGGCUGCAGAUGAAAAGCUAAAUAUUGGGAAACCUAAGAUGUAACAUUUAGAAGGUGGACAAGCCUUGGAUAUCAAAGGUUUUAAUAAAAAAAAAAAAAACCCGUCAGACGAUCAUUUUGUCUGACACAGGUUACUAGCGAACUCUUUUCCCUGGGUUCCAUAUUACAUUGUGUGCUGUGUAUGACACGUUGGCCUCGCAUCUUCAGUUCUCCUGUGAUCAUGCUUGUAAAAUCACAGGGCUGUGUCUUGAAAUGUACAGAGGCAACAGUUAGUUGUUAGUUGUCACAGCUGAACUAAGAAAGGGGAUUCUGGCAUGCUGGUUAGCAACGGCUGUUAGAGAACAGCUGAUAUGGUCUUAAUAUAAUAGAAUGUGACAAGCACUUGCCAGAGGUGUAUGUCUCUGAAUUUUCUUCCUAAAGUCCUCUUUUCUUUCAUCUGCAUUUGGUUUUCACUCGGACUGCCUCUCAUCGCCGCUCAUAUUUCACACGUGCUUCACGUAGUGUUACACUAUUCCUGAUGUCAUUUGAGUGUAACCUCUGCCAUUUCAGUCGCUCUUUUUAUGGAAGGUAGUCUUGGAUUUCUAAGAACCAAGGUGCAGCUAUGUCUCUAUGUCCGUUCUGAAGAAAUAUACUUCAGGUUAAGCUUUCAAUGAUAUGGUAAUGAAGGAGGGUUUUAUAAGUACCGUGUUUCUCUGGGCUUCGACAUCUAGACAUCAUAUUUUUAAAGCCUAAUUUCUAGCGUGGUGGAUUAUUUGUAGCAACACGUUUUUUUUUCCCGAUAUAAUGACAAUAACACGCUACACAAUCUUUCCAUUCUCAGAGGGUAGUGUCAUUUUACAUUACAUAUAUAUACACACAGAAACAACGUAUUCUAAUGGGAACACAGCCAAGUUAUUUUGGUUUGCUACAUUAAAGAAAUAUAAAUUCUAAGGAAAUAAUACAGUAAAAAAUGUUUAACAUUUUGUGACUUGUUAAAUGAUUGGGGGGGGGGGAUAACGAUACAGUGAGCCCUCAAAGCUGUCCAGUAACCCAGUUUGAGGUUAGCUGUACCAGAACCUGACCUUUCCCAUGAGCCAGGGUUGGGGUUACUCUGACUUGCAACACAUUUCUGUACAUUUUUGACUAAUUUUACUUGCGCUUCAUCCAUUUUAUCAGCCUAAAAUGGUUUGUUUUUCAAAGAAAUGUAUUCAAACUUUCAUGCAAAAAGAAUUAUCCAGUUUUACAAGUGUAGAUAAAAUAAGCUUUAAAAAAAGCUUAAAAUAUCUCUGGUACCACUGAGUCUAUUGCCAAAAUGUAGAAUGAGCAAAAGAUGCUUUGGGUGACUGACAUUUACUAAAAAUGAAUUUCCUUCAAUAUUAGACAUUCUUCUCCUUGAAGACUUUUUAUUCAUCAUCUUUUGCAGCUGCAAAAAUACUGCACUGAUGAUCGGAGAUUAAUUGAAUUUAUCCAGCUGACUCGUGCAUUUUUCUAUUUAAAAAUGGCUUUGCAUGUCUGGGUAUUUGAGCCUUAAUUCUUUUUUCAUAUUCCUAUUUUAUAUUUUGGAAGCAAUGGACAUUCUUCGUGCCAACUUAAAACUGUCUUUAAUAUAAAGAAGUAGCAUAGCAUUCUUUUAAAGUAGGUUGCAAUCACAAUGCUAAGUGGUGGCAGGGUUUCCUCAGUGCAUAACAGUUGUCAUUGUGUGCAGUGUCUGUGUCCGUCUGCUUUGGUCUCGGACGGAUAUAGCUUCAGCAAACGCAACACUAGCUUAAAUUGUUUACUAGAGUAACUUUCAGAAGUUUCUAAAGUAUUGUUUGUAUGUGGCUUACACUGUGUUCUGGAAAAUCAUCCACGAGUCUGUCUUAGGCUGGACCUGAGAGUUUUCCCCUCCCUUCUGCAAAGUCCCAGUUAAUGUUGUGUACUGUUCCAAUGUAUAUACCAUUAAAAAUGUGGAUGAACACUUACUAUAUGGUCAAAGUACUAUAUGAUAUUUGCAAUUAUCUGUUUUUGCCACAGAUUAUAUGACCGCAUUUGCACCUACGAUUUUUGUCAUAUUCAGCUUUAAUAUUUUUACUAUUUCAUGAUAAGUGGGAGACAGCCUUACAUAACUUUUAUGUUACCAUGAAUGUGUAAAAAGGGAGAUGUCAAGUUGUUUACUAAUAAAGAAACAUAAAACUUCCAA
Brienomyrus brachyistius is the source of this 4747-nucleotide messenger RNA. It is a transcript of the gene rab22a, whose product is annotated as RAB22A, member RAS oncogene family. The transcript is spliced from 7 exons. Bases 313 to 897 code for a protein of 194 amino acids. The record is from RefSeq and is a predicted model, not a curated record. Gene Ontology annotation, molecular function: GTPase activity; GTP binding. NCBI's taxonomy places the organism in Eukaryota, Metazoa, Chordata, Actinopteri, Osteoglossiformes, Mormyridae.